ACAUAAUGGCUAGAUGGCAUAUAAUUUGUGAAAAUCAAGUGGGACAUUUCAAAAAACAAGAAAAAAGCUUAAGAACUUACUCAGCUGCCAAAAAACCAAAGUUACAUGUCAAUAUGGAACAAUUGUCCUUUCCAAAAAAAAACAGAGAAUUAAGAAACACUACUUCAAGUUUUGAAGAUUUCCAUAUUACUAUAUCUGAGGCAAAAUCGCACAAUAUCAAUGAACCUAAAGCUGAGCAAAAUUUGUCAAGUUAUACUGAUGACAAAAUAAGAUACCAUGAAGUUGUAAAGAAUUCUUCUUCUUUAAGUAAAAGAAAAAAAAAUAAGCAUAAGUUCAAUGUGGAAGAAUCAUUAGCUGAAUUCUUGAAAAACCAUAAUAAUAUGAAAAAAACGUUUGAAGAAGAAGAUGAUGACUUGGAAUUUUUAUACUCAAUACUUCCAACAGUAAGAUCGUUGACUUCAGAUCAGAAAUUUAGUUUUAGAAUUCAAACAAUGCAAUUCCUUUACAACAUUAUAAACUCAAAUUCUAUUAAUCGAUCAAUACAGAAAUCAUCUGUAACAUCAUCGAUCACAGCGUAUUACUCAGAAUUUUUUCCAAAUGAAAUUUCAAAUGACAAUAAUGUAUGA
Molecule: messenger RNA, 626 nt
Organism: Aphis gossypii (cotton aphid)
Lineage: Eukaryota; Metazoa; Arthropoda; Insecta; Hemiptera; Aphididae
Exons: 1
Coding region: 6-626 (206 amino acids)
Molecular function (GO): DNA binding
Source: RefSeq, a predicted model, not a curated record